GAGAGAGCGACAGAAAGAGAGAGAGAGAGAGCGACAGAAAGAGAGAGAGAGAGAGAGAGAGAGAGAGAGAGAGAGAGACGCUUCAUAAGGAGUGCAAGAGCUCUAAAUUGGACAUGAAUGCAGCACUAAUCCAUGACAAAUUAUUUAUCAAGUCAUUCUGGGAGAAAAGAAUUUCAAAUCACACCCAGAUGACAGACGGUGAGGAAAUAAGGAUGAAGAACAGUGCUCUGUCAAAGCUCCGUGAUGAAUGGAUAAUAAGACUUGAAAGUCGAACAAAACAUAUCAAGAACUUGAAUGACAGAAAUGCCAUAAUGUCAAGAGAGGUCAAGCAAACUGAUCAGGCCUGAGGUUUCACAUAUGUAUAAUCUGUGUUUUCUUUUGUCAUUUGGAUUCUAAAGCAAUA
Clarias gariepinus (North African catfish) is the source of this 403-nucleotide messenger RNA. RefSeq names its product protein FAM240B. The coding region runs from base 114 to 347 and encodes 77 amino acids. The transcript is spliced from 3 exons. The record is from RefSeq and is a predicted model, not a curated record. NCBI's taxonomy places the organism in Eukaryota, Metazoa, Chordata, Actinopteri, Siluriformes, Clariidae.